AUGGUGGCGCAGGACGCGGCGAUGGUACGGGCGGCGACGGUCAAGCGGAAUACCCGGUACGGGGUGGCGGAGGUCAAGGCGGGCAAGGACAUGGUAGAGGAAGAGGUGGUCCAGACGGUCGUACGGAUAAAGAAAGGGAUACAUACGGGGCAGAAAGGCGUGGUAUACUGCCAAUCAAAAAACAAAUACGAGGCGCUAACAAAGAAGUUAGGGUGCGCAUUCUAUCACAGCGGCAUGGUCAACGAGGCCCGGAAAGCAGUGCUAAAAGAGUGGGCAGAAGGAAGAGGAGAGACGCGUUGGGUAGUGGCGACGACGGGGCUCGGGACUGGGGUAGACAUUCAGGGGCUCGUGGCGGUGAUACAUGCGGAGCAGCCGUACGGGUUGGUCGACUUUGUGCAGCAGACGGGGCGAGGCGGGCGGCGGGCGUGCGAGGUGGUCGAGUCGGUCAUCGUGACGGACGGACGGGCAGGGUGGCACAAUGAACAGGACAAUGACGUGGAGCAGCUCAACCGGCAGGCGAUGGCAUGGUUCGUGCAAGGGGCGGACUGCCGGCGGGUGGUGCUGGGGGUGUUUAUGGACGGGGUGGGAAAAGACUGUGAAGAGGUGGGUGGCGAGUGGUGUGACCGCUGCCGGCAGCGCACCGGCGGCGGCAGCAGUAGCAGCAGCAGCCGGGAUAUCUUUCAAGGAAGGGAGGAGACGGAAGAGGAGACGGAAGAGGAGACGGAAGAGGAGACGGAAGGAGAGCCGGAAGGGGAGCCAGCGAACCGGCUUAAGGAGCACCGAAAAGAACAAUAUCGACGAGUUCAACGGCUACACAACUGGCUACAGGAAAUCAAAGGAAAGUGUGCGGUAUGUUACGUUAUGUGGCAUUAUCACGGACGGCAAGAUAAGCAGCGAACGCGGUACAAGCACACGGCAAGAGAAUGCAGCGCAAUACGGAUACAGGAGUACGUAGCGUGGCGACAAAAGGUCCGAUUCAGAGAAUACAGCUGCUGCUAG
Messenger RNA from Anthostomella pinea, 999 nucleotides. The record is from the annotation of a GenBank genome assembly. NCBI's taxonomy places the organism in Eukaryota, Fungi, Ascomycota, Sordariomycetes, Xylariales, Xylariaceae.